Molecule: messenger RNA, 2286 nt
Organism: Cynara cardunculus var. scolymus (artichoke)
Lineage: Eukaryota; Viridiplantae; Streptophyta; Magnoliopsida; Asterales; Asteraceae
Product: protein NSP-INTERACTING KINASE 3-like
Exons: 11
Coding region: 222-2135 (637 amino acids)
Biological process (GO): protein phosphorylation
Molecular function (GO): protein kinase activity; protein binding; ATP binding
Source: RefSeq, a predicted model, not a curated record
AUCUCUUCAUUUCACGAAAAGGGUUUGAAUCUUUGAUACGUAACUGUGUAAUUUUUUUUGGGGAAUUUCGUCGAACAGGUGGAGAGCAUUCUGAACUUUUGCUUUACAGGAUUCUAAUUCCGUUUCUUUCUGUCUUUUGAGAUUUCAAUAAGACAACUAGAGUUUAUACAAGAGAAAAAAAUGGUGGCAAGAUUCUUUUACUCCACAAAUAUCUUGUAUUCAUGCCUUUGAGCAAAACUCGAAAGCUUUUCAUAAUGGAGAAGAGAGAACAUAUAUUUCUGAUAUUCGGGUUCGUGGUUUUGACAUGGGUGAAUGGUUCUUCUGCAACUCUUUCUCCUUCUGGUGUCAAUUACGAAGUUGUGGCUCUAAUGGCUAUUAAAUCGGAUGUAAAGGAUCCACACAAUGUUCUUGACUCGUGGGAUUUCACAUCUGUUGAUCCUUGUAGUUGGCGAAUGGUUACCUGCAACUCUGAUGGAUCUGUUUCUGCUCUAGGGCUGCCUGGUCAGAAUUUAUCCGGGACGUUAUCGGCUUCAAUCGGAAAUCUUAGUAACUUGCAAUCUAUUACACUACAGAAUAACGCGAUUUCUGGCCCAAUCACGGGUGCAAUUGGGAAGUUAUGGAGCCUUCAAUCGCUUGAUCUUUCGGGGAAUAAGUUCAGCGGUGAGCUGCCUGCUUCUUUGGGAGAUCUCAAGAACUUGAAUCUAUUGCGACUAAACAACAAUAGCCUUACGGGACCGGUUCCUGAAUCGUUGUCGCAAGUCGGAGGCCUUACUCUUGUAGACCUAUCAUAUAACAAUCUUAGCGGUUCGUUGCCUAAAAUAUCAGCCAGAACGUUCAAAAUUGUAGGCAAUCCGUUACUAUGUGAGCAUAAUUCCGAAAAUGGUUGUUCGGUUGUUUUUCCCGAACCUCUAUCUUUCCCACCGGAUGGUAUCACAGGCGAAUCUUCAUCGGGAGAGAAGAGUCGCCGUCUCGCUAUUGCUCUCGGUACAAGCUUUGGUGCUGUUUUGCUACUAAUUUUGGUUAUCGGGUUGCUCAUUUGGUGGCGAUAUCGUAAGAAUCAACAAAUUUUCUUCGAUGUUAACGAUCAAUAUGAUCCCGAAGUAUGUUUGGGCCAUUUGAGGAGGUUUACGUUUAAGGAACUUCGGGCUGCCACCGAUCAUUUCAACGUGAAGAACAUUUUAGGUAAAGGUGGAUUUGGAAUUGUUUAUAGAGGGUCGUUGAGCGAUGGCACGAUCGUGGCUGUUAAAAGGUUGAAAGCCGAUAAUAAUUUCGGGGGGGAGAUCCAGUUUCAAACGGAAGUCGAAACCAUAAGUUUGGCUGUUCAUCGAAAUCUUCUACGCCUUUGGGGAUUCUGCUCAACAGAAAACGAGAGGAUUCUAGUCUAUCCGUUUAUGCCAAAUGGCAGCGUUGCUUGUAAAUUAAAAGAUCGUAUCCAUGGUAGGCCGAUUUUGGAUUGGUCGAGAAGGAAAAAUAUAGCUUUAGGAACAGCGAGAGGUUUACUGUAUUUGCAUGAGCAAAGUGACCCGAAGAUAAUUCAUCGUGACGUUAAAGCAGCCAAUAUUCUUUUGGAUGAAGAUUUUGAGGCAGUUGUUGGUGAUUUCGGGCUGGCUAAGCUGUUGGACCACCGUGAUUCUCAUGUAACCACUGCGGUCCGUGGCACCGUGGGUCACAUUGCUCCUGAGUAUUUGUCGACCGGUCAAUCAUCCGAUAAAACCGAUGUUUUCGGUUUCGGGAUCUUGCUUCUUGAGCUAAUUACAGGUCAAAAGGCUUUAGAUUUCGGAAGGGUGGCUAACCAGAAAGGCGUAAUGCUUGAUUGGGUAAAGAAGCUCCAUCAAGACGGAAAACUGAACCUAAUGGUUGAUAAGGCUUUAAGCAACAAUUUUGAUCGGGUCGAGUUAGAAGAAAUGGUUCAAGUCGCGCUUUUGUGCACCCAAUUCAACCCUUUGUAUCGACCAAAAAUGUCGGAAGUAUUGAGAAUGUUAGAAGGAGAAGGAUUAGUAGAACGAUGGGAGGCAUCACAAACAAUUGAAACACCAAGAUUUCGAGCAUUAGAAAGUUUUCCACAAAGGUAUGCAGAUUAUAUCGAAGAAUCUUCACUUGUAGUCGAAGCAAUGGAGCUUUCGGGCCCUCGGUGACCCGUAACACUCGGUUUUCGAGCUCGGUUUUGUGCUUUUCAGUGGCUAAAUGAAUAGAAUUCAUCUGUAUAAAAGUAAAAGAUAUCUUGUGUACAAUGGUUGCCUCUUUUGUAUUGGAAUUGCUUGGUUCGUAUAUAGAAGUUCUAUUUAC